Molecule: messenger RNA, 917 nt
Organism: Acanthoscelides obtectus
Lineage: Eukaryota; Metazoa; Arthropoda; Insecta; Coleoptera; Chrysomelidae
Source: the annotation of a GenBank genome assembly
AUGCUAAGUCUUAAAAGACAACAAAUUAUAAAAGGUUUAACUGAACGAUCCGCUUCUCACUGUAGCUGCCUCAGAUAUGGUGUUCUCGCAUCAUAUGACAUUUUUAAGUUGAGCUCGUAUGAGUUGUUACCUACUGAUAGGUCUUCUGCAAGUAAAUACCAAAUGUUAAUAGGGGAGAAACGGGGAUAAUGGCCAAAAACUAACACUAGAUGCAGUCAGAUGAAAUUCGAUAAUCUGCUAUCACAGGAUGUAAUGUUAUAUAUUAUUUGGCCAGCGAAUGACAAGAGGACAUUUAAUUUUUAUUAUACUGAAGCAGCUAAGCAGCUGUUCCAGACACUUGCUAAGAUUCAUUCUGCACCAUGGAGUUAUAAUUUGACGAUUUUCGAUAAUAUAACGCUGGUUAUUAAGCUUUAAUCAUUAUAUUGAUUUAUAUGUACCGUUGUUGAUUAAAGACCGACUUUGUUCUUUUCAUUGACUGACUGCAGCACUAUUUUUCCUAAACUGAAUUAUUUAGGAAACAGAAAUUAUAACUAUUUAUACGUUUAUAGAUAGAUGUUUUUGCGAUUGAUAUGUUCUCAGGCACCUAAAAUUUCUUGUCUCUUGGCUGUACUCAAAAUUUGUUUUGUCACACACAAAUAAUAGCGUGGCUAUUAAUAUGUCACUAUUACUAUAUGGAGAAGGAGAAGAAGUAAGGCUUAACUCACCAGAGGGACCUGUAGAACCGCUGUUUUGCGGCAUAUUCCAACUAUUCCAGCUAGCACUACCUCCAGCAUUAGGUCCUGCAGAGAACAAAAUUAUUAGAAACUGCACUCACAAAUACAUUGAAAAUUAGAUCCAUUAUAUCUAGUGUGUAUAAGUACUCUAAAGAUGAAACGUGCAAUAUUUUUAUUUGUGCUUUCAUUGAUGUAGAAUAGUUG